Molecule: messenger RNA, 324 nt
Organism: Clunio marinus
Lineage: Eukaryota; Metazoa; Arthropoda; Insecta; Diptera; Chironomidae
Source: the annotation of a GenBank genome assembly
AUGGAAACAGUUUUGAAAAAUGUUAAAAAUUUAGACCUGAUCAUGACGGAGUUUAGAUGUGUUGAUCUUACAUGGUCACAUUUUAUAACUCUUUAUCUGCUUGUGUUGAGGCUGCAUUCGCUCACCUUUAAGUCUUUAAGAGUUUUAUUUUGCGAUCUUCUUAAAAAGAAUGAACGAAAAGCGAAGAUAAAAAUCACCAAAAAAAAAGAAGGUGAAACAGAAGAACUGAAUAAUUACCGAUCGCUGACCACCAGCACUAAAAAGAAACGAACUUUUCGUAUUCGUUUUAAACCAUUUCUUGCAUGUGGGAAUGAAAAAGAGUAA